Molecule: messenger RNA, 3986 nt
Organism: Patella vulgata (common limpet)
Lineage: Eukaryota; Metazoa; Mollusca; Gastropoda; Patellidae
Product: chromosome transmission fidelity protein 18 homolog
Exons: 24
Coding region: 70-2943 (957 amino acids)
Molecular function (GO): ATP hydrolysis activity; ATP binding
Source: RefSeq, a predicted model, not a curated record
GAAACUGAUGUCAACAAAGCACUAGAGUGUAUGUAAGAAAGUUUAUGAAACCAUUUCAUUGUCAAUGAUAUGGAUAACGGAUUGUUUGAAUUUGAAUAUGCAGACGAACUCGAUGCUUUAGCUGCCUUCGAUGAUGAACCCACAGAAGAUGUCUGUAAACCUAAAAGAACUUUAAAUUUUACAACACCAAAUGCAAAAACCCAGCAUGGGAAAGGUAAAACUGGAGAUGAGUUGAAUUCCAGUUUAUUAUUAGAACCAGUUUUAAGCCCAGAACCACCUGUAAAUGGAUCUUUAUUGCAUGCUAGAACUACAGGAGAUAAUUCUGUUGGAUCUGGUGAGAAACGUGCCAGGAAUGAGGAUGAUGAUUUUGGAGAUUUACCAACGGACAGUGAUGAAGAAUUUACUGUGCCUCAAAUCAAUACACGUUCAGAAAUUGAACCACUGAGUAAACGACAAAGACUUCAGGAAAAUAGUAAAGAUGUCAUUAAAAUAAGACCAGCCAAAAUUAAUGAAAACACAACAAAUAGUGACAUCUAUGAUGAAGAUUGGCUAAAAGAUGAUUGGAAUGUCAAUAAUAUUAUAACAAAACGGAAUCAAGCAAAAACUUCUCAGUCUACAAGAGCAUUAGAUGAAGUAUUUAGAGAUGACAAAUCAAGAUUGCUGACUUCUCGACCUUGUGGAAACUUUCUUAACAUCACUGGUACUGAUGGUAGUAGAUUUUAUCUUAAAUUAAAGGAAGAAGAGGACUUUGAUAAAGAGAUUGUAGAGAUUAGUAAAACCAGGAAUAUAUCAGGAUUACUGAGUGUUCCAUGGGAAAUAUUACGACAACAAGUAGAACAGGAGAGACAAAAUAAGAUUAUUGAUGAAGCUAGAAAAAUUACUGAAGCUAUUAACAGGGAAAUAGAUGAUAAUUUAGGUCUGGAUGGUUUAGACAAAGAAAAUGAAGAACCUAUAGCUUUAUCUGAACCACAGAAAUUUUUAUGGGUAGAAAAAUAUGCUCCUUGUAGAUAUACAGAAUUACUCAGUGAAGAGGCUAUAAAUAGAACAUUACUUCAUUGGAUCAAGCUAUGGGAUUUUGUUGUUUUUGGUAAAGAAUUACCCAAUAAAAAUAAAGAUAAGAAAAAACAGAAAGAAGUAAAGAAAUGGAAAAGAUUACCUGAAUUAACAGAUGAGCUAGAUAAAUUUAACAGACCUUUACAAAAGGUUGUAUUAUUAUGUGGUCCACCAGGUUUAGGGAAGACAACUCUAGCACAGAUUGUAGCUACACAUGCUGGUUAUAAUGUAGUAGAGAUGAAUGCUAGUGAUGACCGUAGUGCCGAAGUAUUUAAAAAUAAAUUAGAGGCAGCUACACAGAUGAAAGCUGUUUUAGGAGCUGAUCCUAGACCUAAUUGUUUGGUGAUAGAUGAAAUAGAUGGGGCACCACAGCCAGCAAUAAAUAUGUUAUUAAAUUUAAUCCGUAAAACCGACGUGCCACCACCUGGUAAGAAGAAAAGUGAUGGUGGUAUAUUAUUGCGUCCUAUUAUCUGUAUAUGUAAUGAUCAAUAUGUGACAUCAUUACGACAACUACGACAAUCAGCAUUGUUGCUCAGUUUUCCUCAAACAGAAUCUUCACGAUUAGCAUCUAGACUUUACGAGGUUAUACGUCAAGAACAUCUUAAAGCAGAUAUGAAUGCCUUGUUAGCAUUAUGUGAAAGAACAGAUAAUGACAUUAGAUCUUGUUUAAAUACAUUACAGUUUGUAAGAAAGAAUCGUAAAGAAUUAACUGUUCAAUCAGUUCAGGGUAUGAGUAUAGGACAAAAAGAUGCACAUCGAAGCUUAUUUUCAACAUGGUAUGAAAUUUUCACAAUGCCUAGAGGAAAACAAAAUCGAUUCGUGAAUUUACGUGAUUUAUCAGAAGGAAAGACCACAAAAGCAGCCACAGCUACAACACCUGCAGUGAGGUUUCGGAAUAUUUUACUGGUAGCUCAGGCAGCUGGGGAAUAUGAUAAAGUUAAACAAGGCUUAUUUGAAAAUUAUCUUGAGGCAAAAUCAAAAGAUCCUCAUCUAGUAGGGUUAAAUUUAGCAAAUGAAUGGUUAGGUUUUACUGAUCUGAUACAGAGAUACACCAAUCACAGUCAAGAUUACUCUUUAAUGAAAUAUGUACCUUUUUUACCUGUUACAUUUCAUCUUCUGUACGCAUCUUAUACACCACCUAGAAUACAGUAUCCACAUUCACAAUUUGAGAUGAGAACAAAACAAACCAAAUCUGAUAAUUUAGUUGGAUCUAUGAUGGCUGAUAUGUUACCAACUGUUAAAAGAUUUGUAAAUACAACUGCUAUGGUAAUGGAUGUUAUACCACCGCUAAUGGACAUUAUUCAACCCACACUCAGACCUGUAAAUACCCAACUGUAUAGUGCUCGUGAAAAAGAAGAAAUGGCUAACUUGAUACGAAUAAUGAUAGCUUAUAACAUGACCUAUCAUCAGGAAAAACAGGAAGAUGGUCAAUAUAAUUAUAGCAUAGAACCGAAAGUUGAUGAAAUUAUAAAAUUUCCGGGAAUGAAACAACAUCGACAGAUGACAUAUGCUGCUAAACAACUAAUAGCUAGAGAGAUUGAUUUAGAGAAAAUGAGAAGAUAUGAAGCCAAGUUAACUCCAGUUGUUAAUAUUCAAGUAGAAAAGAAAUCAGUAGAAAAUAAAACAAGUAAAGCAUCAUCUAGUUCUAGUGAUAAUCCCUCUUUACCCAAUCAUCUACAGACAUUACAAGCUAAACCUUUAGCUCGUGAUAAGGUGGUUAAUUUUUUUGGUCAUUUUACAAAAACCAAGCGAGAAGUUAAAGUAGAAAAACAACAAGAAAAGAAAGAUGAGAAAAAGAGUGAGAUUCUAGCUACAGAUAUUUGGUUUCAUUUUAAAGAAGGAUUUUCUAAUGCUGUCAGACGAAAUGUUAAAAUUCAAGAUUUAUUAUGAUCAGAAUUUUUUGGGGAAUGUGAUUCUUGGACAGUGUGGAUAUAUAGGUGUAUAUUGGAAAUAUUCUGGUAAUAAGUGAUUCAAUUGAUACACAUAGAUCAAACUCCAAUUCAUUCACAAACAGAAUGUGAUUGUUUCUGCUUUUAAUGGAUCAUGUUUGUUUUGUAGUAGUCAGAUCUUGAUCACAGAACAUGAUAUCCUGAUCAGGAAUGUAUUUUCCACCAUGAACUCAGUUGUGAAUAAACCAAGAAAGAUGAGUUAAAAACUUAAAAAAAACCCCUCUAUUUUGUAAAAAAAGUUUCAUUUAGUAACCUUCCUAUUACAGAAAAACUCAAAUAAAAUAUGUUCCACAACUGCAAAUUAUUUUGUCCGAACUACAUCAACAAAUAUCUAUAAAAAGGCCUAUUACAUUGUUUAUGGAGAAACAGAAAGAGUUCAGAUUACAUUUGUCCGUCCCGCAUCUUAGACCUCAGGAUUCAAGGUUUGAUAAGACAAACAGUGCAUUUCCCAGACUUAACCCCAGAUCAACAAAAAGUGCUGGCAGAUAUUCAGAAAAAUAUUUGCUCAAGAAAUCACAGUGUUACUUUUGUAAAAACAGUUAACAUAUUCUAUGAGAUCAAAUCAGUACCACAUGUCUGUGAAUAUGUUGCAAGGAUUGAAAAAUUAUGUAAACAUUUAUGAAUUAAGGUGUGCACAGAUAUGUAAAUUUUAUGUAUUGAGAGGCUGUGUAAAUGAAGAAUAAAUUGUAAAUAAAAUAAGUGACGUAAUUCUUUUCUCAGAACAAUUUCAAAUCUUGUCAUUUCUUGAUGCUGAAUAUAAGUUGUUUUGAGUUAAAACAUACAUUAUGCAAGAGCUAAAUUGCGGGUCUUUAUUUAUGCCAGAAAUGUAAUCUAAAUUAUUAAUUAGACAUUAAUUAACCUAUCAAGACCAUAAUCAACUCUCGAUGGCAUCGUUAGCCUGCGAUCAUUAGUGGAUUAUAAGCCGAUUUACUGCAUAAAUUUCCUUCACGAUUUAAUGGAUACUCGAGACUAUGCUGUUUAUCG